ACGAAGGCCACGACAAAUAUCCUCAUUUCGCUUGCACUCUGCAUUACUCAAACCAAAUCGCCCUCUCAGCGAAGGACCUCUGUCCAUAGAUGCACAUUCAAGAACUCAUUCUGGAAGGUUUCAAAUCUUACCCUGUACGGACGCAGAUAUCAGGAUGGGACUCCUCAUUCAACGCAAUAACGGGCCUGAACGGCUCAGGCAAGUCUAACAUCCUCGACGCAAUAUGUUUUGUCCUGGGUCUCACCAACAUGUCAUCGAUGCGAGCGCAGAACCAACAAGAUCUCAUCUACAAGCGAGGUCAGGCUGGAGUCACGAAAGCUAGUGUCACCAUUGUAUUCGACAACUCCGAUCGCGCAACAAGUCCUGUGGGUUUCGAGGGAUAUGCGCAGCUCACUGUAACCAGACAGAUCGCCAUACCCAACCUCUCGAAAUACCUCUUGAAUGGUCACAAGUCUACGCAACAAGCCAUUCAGACCCUCUUCCAAAGCGUUCAGCUCAACAUCAACAAUCCCAAUUUUCUCAUCAUGCAGGGACGUAUCACGAAGGUUCUCAACAUGAAGCCGCAGGAGAUUUUGGGUAUGGUGGAGGAGGCCGCCGGCACGCGCAUGUUCGAGGAGCGUAAGGAGAAGGCGCUGAAGACGAUCGCGAAGAAGGACAAGCGUGUGCAAGAGAUUACUAAUUUGCUCAACGAGGAAAUCACGCCCAAGCUGGACAAGCUUCGCGAGGAGAAGAGGUCCUACGUUCAAUGGCAGAAGACGUGUACUGAGCUCGAACGCAUCGCACGCACCCUGCGCGCUUGGGAAUGGACGGAUGCUCGAGGACGUGCCGCUGCCAAGGAGAAGGAGGUCUCGGCUGCCGAGAAGGAUAUUGCAUCGUUGAAGAAGAAGAAAGACAAGCAUAACGCGGAGAUCCACGCCGCAGAGAAGGACAUGGAGCGUGUGAACGCGCAGAGGGACAAGGAGCUGAAGAAGGGCGGGAAGUUCAAGAAGCUGGAGGAGGAAGUCAGCGAACUGGGCAAGACCCUCGCAAAGGUCCGCACACAGGUCGAGAUCAAGAACGGCACCAUCGCGGACGAGGAGGGCAAGGUUGUAGCCUCCGCGAAAGAGCUUGAGGAGCUACGCGCAAGCUGCAAUGAGAAGCGACGCCAAGUUGAAGCCCUCACCUCUUCUCACGCAACUGUGAAAGACAAGCACAACGAACUCCAGGCCGCAUUGACGAAUGCCGAGGAGCUGCUCCAGACUCUCCUCACCGGUCUGACCUCGAACAAAGAUGGCAACGCGGGUGGCGGAGGCUAUAUGGGCCAACUUGCAGAUGCGCGCACACGUUCGGCGCAAGCGGCAGCCGAGGAGGAACAAAGCCGUGUGAAGCUCGCCAUGAGCGAGAAGGAGCUGAAGGCACUCGAGUCACGGUGGAAGGCGGUCGAGCGCGAGGCGGGCGAGGGUGCUCGGACGCUGGAGGAGAUGCGCGGCGGAGUGGAGAAGUGCAAGAAGCGAAUCGCCGAGACGGGGUGGAGCACUGAGAAGGAGGAAGUGCAUGAUGGGGCUAUCCGAAAGGCGAAGGAGGACGUGAGGCGACUUGCACAGAUGCGCGACGACAUCAAGAACCGUAUGGGUAACCUCGACUUCGAGUACGCGUCUCCCUACCCGAACUUCGACCGCAACAAGGUCAAGGGUCUUGUAGCCUCUUUGGUCGGUCUCGACAAGCUGAACUACAACGCGGCGACGGCACUCGAGAUCACCGCCGGUGGUCGUUUGUAUAACGUUGUGGUUGAGAGCGACGAGGUCGGCAAGCAGCUCCUUCAGAAUGGUCGUCUGAAGAGGCGAGUCACCCUCAUCCCGCUAAAUCGGAUCGAGAGCUUCCGUGUUCAGCCCGCUAAAAUCCAGGCCGCCGAGCGGAUGUCAGGAGGCAAGGCUCGUCUCGCUCUGUCCCUAAUCGGGUACCCUGAGGAAGUCGCAAACGCCAUGUUCUUCGUUUUUGGCGGCACAUUCAUCUGCGACGACGCGGCUACGGCGAAGCAGAUCACGUUCUCCCGCGAGGUCGGUAUCAAGUCGGUCACUCUUGACGGCGACGUGUAUGAUCCCUCUGGUACGCUGAGCGGUGGAUCUGCUCCGAGCAGCUCAGGGGUGCUCGUUAGAGUGCAAGAUCUCCUGCAAGCGGAGGGCAACUUUCAAGAAGCACGGCAGCGACUCGCUGCCUUGGAACGCGAGGAUGAACGCAUGAAGGGUGUUCGCGACAACUGGCGGGCUUACAUGCGAGACUUGAACAUCAAGGAGCAUGAGCUGAACCUCCUGCAGGAGCAGCUCAACGGAAGCAAUGCGUCUAGGAUCGGACAAGAGGUCGAGCAAGCGAAACAGACGAUCUCCGACCUCCGUGCUGCCAUUGACGCUGCGAAGGAGAAGCAGAAGGCAGCAAAGGCGGAAAUCAAGAAGUUGGAGAAGGAUAUGGAUGACUUCAAGAACAACAAAGAGGGGAAGAUCGACGAGCUCAAGGCGGAUGUCAGCAAGCAGAAGUCUGCGCUUCAAAAGCACUCCGUAGUUGUCAAGACUCAGCAUCGCGAACUCCAGACGGCUUCGCUCGAACUUGAGCAAAUGGAGAAGGACAUCUCCACCGCAGAAGCGUCCGUCGAGGAAGCCCGUGGUGGCGUGAAGAAGCUGCAAAAGGAACUCGGGAAGCUUGAAGCAGAGUUGAAGUCAAGCGAGGACGGAUUGGCGAGGGCCGAGAAGAAGCUCCAGGAGGAACGUGCAACGCUGAGUCGGUACGAUGACGAACUAAAGGCCCUUGAACAAGUCAUCAAAGCCAAGAAGCAAGAGAUCAGCAACGCAGACCUUGACAUUACGAAGCACGAACACGACAUUGUCUCCCUAAAGAGGGAGAUGACUGUCGCGGAGAACCAGGCGACGAACCUCGAGAAGCAGUAUGACUGGAUUGUCGAGGAGCAGGAUCAAUUCGGGAAGCCCGGCACCCCAUACGACUUCUCCAAGGCAGACAUCAACCAGCUGAGGAUGCGUGCUCAGGAGCUGCAGUCGCAGCAGAAUGGCAUGAAGCGGAAGAUCAAUCCCAAAGCCGUGCACAUGAUCGACGGCGUCGAGAAGCAGGAAGGCGAUCUCAAGAAGAUGAUCACGCAGGUUCUGAAGGACAAGACCAAGAUGGUGGCCGGCAUCGACCAACUCGACCAGUUCAAGCGCGAGGCUGUGGAGACGACCUGGCAGAAAGUUAACGGGGAUUUCGGAGCCAUCUUUGCGGAGCUCCUCCCUGGCAACUUCGCAAAACUCCAGCCACCGGAGGGCCAGGACCUCAUGAAGGGCCUAGAGGUGAAAGUGCGCCUAGGCACGGUUUGGAAGCAGAGUCUCACGGAGCUCAGCGGCGGUCAACGGUCUCUUAUCGCGCUCUCCCUCAUCAUGUCCCUGCUGCAGUUCAAGCCCGCCCCGAUGUACAUCCUGGACGAGAUUGACGCCGCGCUCGACCUGUCGCACACACAGCACAUCGGGCAGCUGUUCCGGACACGCUUCAAGGGCUCGCAGUUCAUCGUCGUCUCGCUCAAGGAGGGCCUCUUCACGAACGCAAACGUGCUCUUCCGGACGCGCUUCCGAGACGGCACUUCCAUCGUCGAGCGCACCGCGCACCGCUCGACGUCGGCGCUGUAUCAGAAUGCCCGAGACGAGGCCGAUGAGAACGUCCCGCCCGCCGCGCGGAGGAGUCGGAAAUGAUGGGCUUGCAUAUUCGUGCGUUGUUGGUUACAUCCGUGUUUCUAUAUCUGCUGUUGUACGCUAGAUUACUGUAUACUUAGUUCAUCUUGCUUUCUCAAUUUCU
This is a messenger RNA of Trametes versicolor FP-101664 SS1, 3810 nucleotides long. Its product is annotated as condensin complex subunit SMC2. The transcript has 15 exons. The record is from RefSeq and is a predicted model, not a curated record. Bases 90 to 3707 code for a protein of 1205 amino acids. Gene Ontology annotation, biological process: chromosome organization. NCBI's taxonomy places the organism in Eukaryota, Fungi, Basidiomycota, Agaricomycetes, Polyporales, Polyporaceae. Gene Ontology annotation, molecular function: protein binding; ATP hydrolysis activity; ATP binding. Gene Ontology annotation, cellular component: chromosome.